GCGGAUGCUGUGGGAAAGCACAGAGGACUUGCGAGCGCCCAUACACCACAUUCUCUCUCUUUUUCCUCCCAACUCAGACACUUCCCAAACAAAGAGAAGCUCGCAAGGCGGAGGAACAGACCGCAUCUGUCCGAGCCACGGAAUCCUCGUGACCAGAACAACAACACACACUCACCCGGACCGGUUGGAACCGAGAAAAGAUCGAUCAUCAUGUGUAGUAACGGGGCCAGUAACGGGACCAGCGACAUGCUUCAGAUCCAGUUCGGUUUGAUCAACUGCGGGAAUAAAUACCUAACGGCUGAAACGUUCGGAUUUAAAAUCAACGCCUCGGCCACAAGUUUGAAGAAGAAGCAGAUUUGGACCCUGGAGCAGAGCGGGGAGGAGGCUGCCGGUAAUGUGUUCUGUCUCAAGUCGCACCUGGGUCGUUACAUAGCGGUGGAUAAAGACGGGAACGUUACCGGGGAUAGUGAGAGUUCUGGACCCGAGACCCGGUUCAUCAUCACGGCUCACGACGAUGGGAGAUGGUCUCUGCAGUCAGAGGUCCACGGCAGAUAUCUGGGAGGCACAGAGGAUCGGAUCAGCUGCUUUGCCCAGACUGCAUCAGUGGCUGAAAAAUGGAGCGUUCACAUUGCUAUGCACCCUCAGGUGAACAUCUUCAGCGUGACCAGGAAGCGUUAUGCCCACCUGUCCUCUAAGGUGGACGAGGUCUCUAUAGACCGAGACGUCCCGUGGGGGGUGGACUCCCUAAUCACCCUGGUGUUCAGAGACCAACGCUACCACCUGCAGACGUCUGAUAACCGCUUCCUGAAGAACGACGGCAGCCUGGAGGCCACGCCCGACAAGACCACCGGAUACACGCUGGAGUUCCGCUCUGGGAAGGUGGCGUUCAGGGAUUGUUUUGGCCGCUACCUGGUGCCGUCGGGGCCGAGCGGGACCAUGAAGAGUGGGAAGAGCAGCCGCGUGGGGAAGGAUGAGAUGUUCUCUCUGGAGCAGAGUCACCCUCAGGUGGUUCUCACCGCCGGAAACGAGAGGAACGUCUCCACCAGGCAAGGCAUGGACCUGUCGGCCAAUCAGGAUGAGGAGGGAGACCAGGAAGUGUUCCAGGUGGAGAUGAGUCGCGAGACAGGAAACAGGAAGUGUGCAUUCCGGACCGCCGCCGGGAAGUACUGGACCCUCACCGCCUCUGGAGGACUGCAGUGUACCGCCUCCUCUAAGACUGCUAACUGCUACUUUGACAUGGAGUACUGUGGUAAGAAGCUGACUCUCCGUGCCGCCAACGGGAAAUACGUGGCCGCCAAGAAGAACGGCCAGCUAGCCGCCACCGUCGACGCUGCCGGUGAGUCGGAGGAGUUCCUGAUGAAGCUGAUUAACCGUCCAAUCAUAGUCCUCCGUGGGGAACACGGCUUCAUCGGGUGUCGUAAGGUCACAGGGACCCUGGACUCUAACCGUUCCUCCUACGACUACUUUACCCUGACCUUCAGAGAGGGGGCCUACAGCUUACAGGACUCGACUGGGAAGUUCUGGAUGGUGGGCAGCGAGGCGUCGGUGGUGAGCAGCAGUGACGCCCCCGUCGACUUCCUGUUAGAGUUCUGCGACUACAACAAGGUCGCUAUCCGCUCCGUCGCCGAGGGGAAGUAUCUCCACGGCGACCACGCUGGUGUCUUGAAGGCCAACGCCGACAACCUGGAGACCGCCACGCUCUGGGAGUACUGACCUCCCCGACCCUGUUACUACGGCAAUGCAGCACAGCACCCCCCAACUCCUUCCUCCCUCCCCUCCCUCCCCUCCCUCCCUCACCCCUCUCAGACCAGGGCUGUGUUCAGUAUGGUGAAAUGUUCACAGUAUUGUAGAUGGGAAUGUGAUACCUAGAGCUGACCCCCAUUUAUCUUGUUUGUUUUUUUUCCGUGAUAAUGAAUCCUUAUCUCCUCUAAUCUACACGUUUUUCUAUGCGACUGUUGCGAUGUUCCACCGUCCUCAACAGGACCAGCUGAGUGAACUGCACAGAGGAGGGGAGAAGGAGAGCUGGGGGGGAGGUGUGUCCAUCUAAGACUCUCCUUCACCUCCCUUAUUCUCUCUCUCUCUCUCUCUCUCUCUCUCUCUCUCUCUCCCUAGCUCUCCCUUUCCCUGUUCCAUUCUGCAGUACCCACCUGUAUUUGUUGCCAUAGUUAGUGGGGCUGUGCACUUUUUUUUCUUCUCCCACCCGUCCAAGAGCAGCACGGCUUGAUGUGUCACUCACUCAGUUCCAGAUGUAUGAUUGGCCCACUCUCAAACAGCUGACCCAAGCCCCCCUCCCCCUCAACUAAACACUUCUUUAACUGGACACUUUUUUUUCUCUCUCUCUAUCCAUCUCUCUCUCCAUCUGUCUGUUUAUUUCAGUCUUUGUAUCUCUCCAUCUGUCUGUCUCUCUGACCUCUGUAUAAAACAGCACAUGGUGACAGACAGUAUUUAUCAUGUAUGACCUGAUUUAGGACGGGAUUCAAUCCCACAAUGCUUGUUUUUAAAGGCAAUGUUCACGGUAAACGCUGCACAUGUCGGCUUAUUCAGUGGCCGUAUUGAAUCCGGGC
Messenger RNA from Coregonus clupeaformis (lake whitefish), 2564 nucleotides. RefSeq names its product fascin-like. Gene Ontology annotation, biological process: establishment or maintenance of cell polarity; actin filament bundle assembly; cell migration. The transcript has 8 exons. Bases 211 to 1713 code for a protein of 500 amino acids. Gene Ontology annotation, molecular function: actin filament binding; protein-macromolecule adaptor activity. Lineage: Eukaryota; Metazoa; Chordata; Actinopteri; Salmoniformes; Salmonidae. Gene Ontology annotation, cellular component: actin cytoskeleton; cell projection membrane; lamellipodium. The record is from RefSeq and is a predicted model, not a curated record.